This is a messenger RNA of Closterium sp. NIES-65, 1200 nucleotides long. NCBI's taxonomy places the organism in Eukaryota, Viridiplantae, Streptophyta, Zygnematophyceae, Desmidiales, Closteriaceae. The record is from the annotation of a GenBank genome assembly.
AUGGACCCAUCCGUGAGAUGGGAUCCGGAGCUGGAGGGUUCCGCGGAGAGCUCGCUACCGCAGCCUGCGCUUGCCGGGCCUCGUCCGCGUCUCCCUGCGCACCCCUCCGCGAGCGAGCCCGUGCACCACUUCGAGCGGGUUCAAACGCUUCCCCAUCGUCCUGCCGCGCGCCCCGCCUUGCCAGAGUAUUCAUGGGCGCCUGCUCGUGUUGCGUUGAACUGCCCGGACGGUCAGCCGCGGCAGGAGCGCGGGUGCUCGCCUCUGCGGCACCCUCGACAGCCGCCCUCUCCUCGCCGCCCUUCUCCUGAGCGCAGGCCAGCGCUCACCGCGAGCGCGAUCCCCCGCGCAACGUUUUCUCCUCGGCGAUCUCCGGCGACGCGGGGGAGGGGGUCGCCUGGUCGUCGCUGGGAUUCGGGUCGCCGCGAGCAGUCCCCCCCGCGUCCACAUUCGGCUGGUUCCGGGGGACGGCGGGGCUGGCGGAAGGGCGGAGGGCGAGGCGGGAAUGGCAACCAGCCUGAUCCAGCCCUCGAUCAUGCUGCGGACACGUUCGUGGAGGUGGUGAGGCAGGCCCGGGCGAGUGGGGCGCCGACUCACGUCCAUAUUGAGGUGACCAACGGUCCCCCCUUCGCCGCGGACCCAGGCCAGGUCGCUCCUCUGCGUGCGCCGACGCUGCGCGAGUAUCAGCCCGCGCGUGAGGGGAGGGCUCAGUUCCGCACCCCCCGUCAGGUUCCCGGCUUCUCUGCGCCGCGCUUGGCUGUUGGCCGGACUCCUGGCUGGCCGGCGGCGUUUCCGCGCGAAGCGCAGACUGCACCUCUCCCCACUCGCGCGGGGAGAGACCCCAUGCUGACCAUGUGCCGGGUUCUGAAUCUGGCGGAGGCGUGCGAGGUGGUGGCGAACUUGCAGCUGGCGGUGUGUGGGGCCACGAGGAGCUUUCCGAGCAGUUUUGGUCCAGGGACCCGAGGAUCCUGCGUGACUUUGGCAGAAUCACUCGAGUCGCCGUUCGCACCCGUGUCGGACGCGCCCGCCGGGGUAGCUCCCUUAGCCCGUACUUUCCCCCGCCACGUGGGGGAUCUUGUAGGGGCUGCUCAAGCCGGGACCCCCUUGGACACGCUCCAGUCGUCGGCGCAUCUCCUUCUUGCGUUGUCGGCGUGGAUGCGCUCGAUGCUUGAGGUGGAGGGGGCGGAGCCGUACACGAUGUAG